AUGUCGAAACUAGGGACAUUUCGAGCAUUCUACCUCGUAGCUUUGUGCUGCGUAGGGUCUUUCUUGUUUGCAUACGACACUGGUAUCAUUGGUGGUAUCCUUACCUUUCAAGGUUUCCAAGAAGACUUUCGUUAUGGACCGUCCCAGAAAGCCAACGUCGGGUCAAACUCAACAAGUCUGCUACAGGCGGGAGCCUUCUUCUCCUGCUUCUUCAUCUGGCCCUUCACCGCGAAAUACGGCCGAAGAUGGUCAAUCAUCCUCGCCUCCAUAAUAUUCUGCGCCGGCGCAAUUGUCCAAUCAAUCAACACUCACUCCCUCGCCGCCUUCUAUGUCGCUCGAGUCGUCAGCGGUAUUGGCGUAGGCAUGGCCACCGUCGUGAUCCCCAUGUACUCGGCAGAGAUGGCCCCCAGGAACAUCCGCGGAAUGCUCGGCAGCAUGUUCCAGUUCUUUUUCACGAUGGGUGUCAUGACGUCCUACUUUGUAGACUAUGGUGUGAGCAAGCAUGUUGAGUCUUCAACGAGGCAGUGGCAGAUUCCUGUCGGCUUGCAACUCGUUCCUGGGGCGAUUCUCGGAUUGGGCAUGUUGCUUUGCAAAGAGAGUACACGAUGGCUGGCCAAGACAGGACGGAGGGAGGAAGCACUGCAGUCUCUGAUUUGGGUUCGGGGUGGCGAUGCACCCGAGGUCCGAGAAGAGUUUGCCGAAAUUAUUGCCAGUAUCGAAGAAGAGAGAAACCAAAAAGAGGGCCUCACAUGGAGAGAGUUGAUCCAGCCUGUCAACCGAUACCGUAUCUUUCUCAUCAUUGCUCUACAAAUCGGCGUCCAACUCACUGGCAAUACCUCUCUGGCUUACUACGCCCCGCAAGUGUUCGCAGCCGUUGGUGCAGGCCAGAAUAACCUCCUCAUCACAGGCUUCUUCGGUCUCGUCAAGGUCGUGUCAUGUCUCUUCUAUCUUCUUUUCCUCGUCGAACGUAUCGGACGCCGCGGUUCGCUGUUGGGUGGAGCAUUCCUGAUGGGGACCUACAUGCUCAUCAUCGCCUGCCUCACCGCAACCCACCCGCCCAAAUCCGUGGACCAGGGUUUGACCUCGACAGCCAUUGCCUCAAUGACGAUGAUCUACCUCGAAGCCAUGUCGUACAACAUCUCAUGGGGUCCAGCACCAUGGGUUUACAUGGGUGAAAUCUUCCCAUCUCGAAUCCGCGAAGCUGGCAUUGCCAUCGGCACUUCAACGCAAUGGCUCUUCAACUUUGUCUUCUCACAAGCUACGCCACAUGCCGUUCAGAACCUCGGGUGGAAGACAUUCUUGAUGUUUUGCAUCUUCAAUUGGGCACUCGUCGUAUUUGUCUGGUUCUUCAUCAAGGAGACUAAGGGGAAGUCUCUCGAAGAGAUGGACACACUAUUUUCUGGAACGUCUGUCAGGAACGACUCAGAGAAUUUCGUCAAAGAAAAUGGUGAAAAGAGGGAGCCCACUUCAGUUCUCGGGAACAUCAAUGAGAAGCUUCAGUGA
Colletotrichum scovillei is the source of this 1503-nucleotide messenger RNA. RefSeq lists its product as uncharacterized. Gene Ontology annotation, biological process: carbohydrate transport; transmembrane transport. Bases 1 to 1503 code for a protein of 500 amino acids. The record is from RefSeq and is a predicted model, not a curated record. The transcript has 7 exons. Gene Ontology annotation, molecular function: carbohydrate:proton symporter activity. Lineage: Eukaryota; Fungi; Ascomycota; Sordariomycetes; Glomerellales; Glomerellaceae. Gene Ontology annotation, cellular component: membrane.